This is a messenger RNA of Tinamus guttatus (white-throated tinamou), 3084 nucleotides long. RefSeq names its product par-3 family cell polarity regulator beta (gene PARD3B). Gene Ontology annotation, biological process: establishment or maintenance of epithelial cell apical/basal polarity; microtubule cytoskeleton organization; establishment of cell polarity. NCBI's taxonomy places the organism in Eukaryota, Metazoa, Chordata, Aves, Tinamiformes, Tinamidae. Gene Ontology annotation, cellular component: apical junction complex; adherens junction; apical plasma membrane. Gene Ontology annotation, molecular function: protein binding; phosphatidylinositol binding. The record is from RefSeq and is a predicted model, not a curated record.
AGACUUCUACAGCUUAUUUCACCUGAGUGAAAUGACAAAAAUAGUGGAGAUUUCUGGAGAAGGUGGGCCCCUGGGGAUCCAUGUGGUGCCCUUUAUUUCAUCUUUGAGUGGAAGGAUGCUGGGACUCCUGAUCCGUGGGAUUGAGGAGAACAGCAGAUCUAGACGUGAUGGGCUUUUCCAUGAAAACGAAGGCAUUGUGAAAAUUAACCGCGUGGACCUUACAGACAAAACCUUUGCACAGGCUCAGGACAUCUUCCGUCAGGCAAUGAAGUUUCAAAAUGUUGUCUUGGAAGUUCUUCCUCCUUAUAAUCGGGACCAAUAUGAAAAGUCAGUCAUUGCUCCCCUUUUUCUGGAUAACGAAGAAGGAGUUCCCAAAACAAAGAUUCCACCUCCCGUUCAUCCAAAACCCACCCUAAAAACGAUUAAACUUUCUGGAACGAUGGGCUUGGAGGCAGGUGUUCAGGCAGCACUGCAGCAGGCUAAGAGCCCCAACCUCCCACGGCUGUGCAGAAAGCCAUCCUCACCCUCGCUGUCCCCCCUGCUGGGCUUUGGCAAUAAAAGAAAUGCAAAGAAAAUAAAGAUAGACCUGAAAAAAGGUCCAGAAGGACUUGGUUUCACUGUGGUUACCAGAGAUUCUUCAGUUCAUGGGCCUGGUCCUAUUUUUGUGAAGAAUAUUUUACCAAAAGGUGCAGCAGUAAAAGACGGUCGUCUACAGUCAGGAGACAGAAUCCUGGAGGUGAACGGCCUGGACAUCACUGGCAGGACCCAGGAGGAGCUGGUAGCUAUGCUGAGGAGCACAAAGCAAGGCGAAACGGUGUCCCUGCUCGUGGCUCGCCAGGAGGACGCCUUUCUACCUCGAGAGCUGAAAGGAGAGCCAAACUGCAGUAUUCUUUCUCCAGAAACCACAGAGCAGCUGACAUUUGAGAUUCCUCUGAACGAUUCUGGCUCUGCUGGGCUCGGUGUGAGUUUAAAAGGCAACAAAUCUCGGGAGACUGGAGCUGAUCUUGGGAUUUUCAUCAAGUCCAUUAUUCAUGGAGGUGCUGCUUUUAAGGAUGGUCGUUUGCGAGUAAAUGACCAGCUUGUUGCAGUUAAUGGGGAGUCGCUCCUGGGCAAGUCGAAUCACGAAGCCAUGGAGACUCUGAGGCGCUCCAUGUCCAUGGAGGGGAACAUUCGUGGGAGGAUCCAGCUCGUAGUUCUCCGUAGACUGGAGUCCCAAACAGAGGAUCGGCCAGACCCGGGAGCUUUCCAAAAAUCAGCGUUUGAGGGGAGCCGUCCCAUCGCAGCUGCUCCCCGGCGCAACGAUGCUGCUCGUCAGCAGUUUGUGACCCGCAGCCCUCAGGACAGGCGGAAAGAGCUGCCCAUGUCUGAUCGAGGCAAUGGUGAGAAUGAAAUCCCUCCACCUCUUCCCCCACAUCCCAGUGAGGAUCUGCUCAGUGAGGAUUAUAAUAAUCACAGCCCUAUCAUAAAUUCAGCAGUGUAUUUAGCAGAUCAGCACAUCAACUUCAGAUCUCUGACACCAGCCAAGCAGUCUGAAUCAAUUAAUCUGAAAGCCUCGAAAAGCAUGGAUCUGGUGGCAGAUGAAAGCAAAGUUAGUUCAUUGGCUGGACACACAUCAGACUCUUCCAGCAAAGAUUUUGGCCCCACUCUGGGCCUGAAGAAGUCCAGCUCUCUGGAGAGUCUGCAGACGGCCGUGGCUGAAGUCCGGAAGAACGAACUCCCUUUUCACAGACCCAGGCCCCACGUGGUCCGUGGUCGGGGAUGUAACGAGAGCUUCCGAGCUGCCAUCGACAAGUCUUACGACGGACCCGAGGAUGCUGAAGAGGAUGGUUUCUCUGAUAAGAGCUCUCACUCUGGUCAAGAAGCACAGAACAUGGAGCCUGCCCCUCCGAGCAAUCCUGAAACAGAAGAGGUAGAAGCCAAAGUAAAAAAAGACAAAAAAAACAGAGAGAAAGAGAAGAAGAAAGAAAAGAGCAAGGCUAAAAGCAAAGAGAAGAAAAGGAAAGAAGAAAGUGAAGACCUAGAAAAGAAAAAGAAGAAAGGCUUUGGUGUCAUGUUGAGAUUUGGAAAGAAGAAAGAAGAUAAAAGUGGGAAAGUGGAGCAGAAGGGGAGUCCGAAGCACAGCGUCCUUAAAGAAGAAGAGCUGCAGAAAAUGAAAGACGAGCGUGAAAGGAUCGGCGCGAAGCAUCAGGAGCUGCGGCAGAGGCAAGUGAGGGGCCUCCUGGAUUACUCUGCAGGGCCUGGAGGUCCUGACAUGGACGAUGAUGAUGUGGAUCCAAACUAUGCCCGAGUAAAUCACUUCCGAGAGGCUUAUCCAGCAGCAAGUAUCUACAGGCCGGCAUCACCAGCAGUCGCAGAAACCUUUUUGUAUCCGCGCGAUUCUCCUUCAACGCCGAUGGAGAGGGAGCACUUGGAAGGGUUAUAUGCAAAAAUAAGCAAGCAGCACUACCCGCAGACUCCUGCUGACAGCGUCUGUCCAGGUGGCGUGAACGCUGACCGCAUCCAGAGGCUGCGGAAGGAGUACCAGCAGGCCCGGCGGGAGGGCCUGCCUUUCUACGAGGAUGACGAGGGGCGAGCGCAGCCGCCGGACUACGAGCAGCGCUGGGUGCCUGGAAAAGGUCCGGACGGGAGCUCCUACAACCUCCACGUGGAAGGACUGGAAAGGCAGUACGCGUCCCUGCCCAGGCGUGGACCUGCAGAGCCGCUGGAAUAUUUAACGGGCCCGCGGGUGAUAUACAAAGAGAGAGACCUUCCAUACUACCAAGGAGGACAGCCCGUGGGCCACCCGCCGAAGGGGAGCUACGUCCGCGCGGCCGACGCCAGAGGGCCCGAACUGAGGUACCCCCAGUACUACCCAGCGCCGCCCGUCCCCAACCCGCACAAGGGGCCCCUCCGGCAGGACGUGCCGCCUUCCCCUCCCCAGCACCACCGAGCUUACAACGAAACGGGCCGGGCGGGCCACCGCGGCACCAGCCCGGACCAGUACCAGUACCGGCAGCAGGAUCCCAGGCAGAAGAACCCCAUGACUGCGGCUGUAUAGCCACAGACCGGACUCCGAGCGCGGCCUGGCCGGGAUCCCGCUGGACG